This is a messenger RNA of Peromyscus californicus insignis, 4951 nucleotides long. RefSeq names its product multiple C2 and transmembrane domain containing 1 (gene Mctp1). The transcript is spliced from 23 exons. The coding region runs from base 111 to 3071 and encodes 986 amino acids. Gene Ontology annotation, molecular function: calcium ion binding. NCBI's taxonomy places the organism in Eukaryota, Metazoa, Chordata, Mammalia, Rodentia, Cricetidae. Gene Ontology annotation, cellular component: synaptic vesicle membrane. The record is from RefSeq and is a predicted model, not a curated record. Gene Ontology annotation, biological process: regulation of neurotransmitter secretion.
GCGCCGGCCGCCGCCGCCGCCGCCGCCGCCUCCACGCUCGGGGAGGAGGCGCAGUCGGAGAGGGCGGAGGAGAGGCAGGAGGAGGUGACAGGAGGUGCCCCGGGUGGAGGAUGGAGACCCGGGCAGCCGAGGCUGGCGAGCCCGAGCCCGCCGCGUCCCCCUCCUUCCAGGCCCGGCUCUGGAAGAACCUGCAGCUGGGUGUGGGCAAGGGCAAGGGCGGCGGGGGCGGGCGCACCGGGGGCCCCGAGCGCCGCACUGCGGCCACUCCGACCCCAUCCCCGCCGCCCCCGAGGGCCACGCAGGACGCACUGGCCGGUGUGGCGAGCACCGGCAGCAGGUGGAGUGGCUUCAAGAAGCGGAAGCAAGUGCUCGACCGGGUGUUCUCCUCCUCGCAGCCCAACCUGUGCUGCUCCUCGCCGGAGCCCCUGGAGCCUGGAGGAGCAGCCAGAGCCGAGCAGGGGUCCACGCUGCGCCGCCGCUUACGCGAACAUCUGCUGCCCGUGGCUAAGGGGCCGGCGACAGCCCUGGGGACAGCGGGAGUGACGCCUCCUGGCGGACGCUCCCCGGACUCAGCUCCUUCUUCUUCUGCCUCAUCCUCUCUGUCCUCUUCUCCCCAACCGCCCCCGAGGGGAGACCGCGUCCGAGAUGAAGGCGCACGGCGUGGGGGCUCGGGGGUGCACCUGUGCCACCAAAAGAGCUCCUCUCUUCCCGGGACCGCGUGCCUGGAGCAGUUGCUGGAACCGGCGUCACCUCCAGUAGAACCGACACGGGGUCCCGCGGAGUCCCAGGCUCUGACAAAGGGUGAAGAGCGAAGCUGCAGCCAGAAAAUAAAUACAGUUGGAACCAGUAAUGCAGAUGUCCCUUUGGCUGAUCCCGGAAUGUACCAGUUGGACAUCACACUGAGAAGGGGUCAAAGUUUAGCUGCCCGUGAUCGAGGAGGGACAAGUGAUCCAUAUGUGAAGUUUAAAAUUGGAAGAAAAGAAGUUUUCAGAAGUAAAAUUAUACACAAGAACCUGAAUCCUGUGUGGGAGGAAAAGGCUUGCAUCCUUGUCGACCAUCUUAGAGAGCCUCUGUAUAUCAAGGUAUUUGACUAUGACUUUGGACUGCAAGAUGACUUUAUGGGCUCAGCCUUUCUCGACCUCACACAAUUGGAGUUAAACAGGAGCACAGAUGUGACCUUGACUCUGAAAGAUCCCCAUUAUCCCGACCAUGACCUUGGAAUCAUUUUGAUGUCAGUCACCCUGACCCCCAAGGAAGGCGACCCCAGGGAUGUGCAGAGUUCAGUCCACAGCUUUCUUCAUUGGAGACUUUGUGACAUAAAAACAAUGCUAAUGAGGAAGAGUUGGAAAAGAUCCAGUAAGGAACUCUCAGAAAAUGAAGUGUUUGGAUCUCACUUCUCUGUGCAGUCUUUCUUUUGGAGGUUUCAGACCCAAAGCUUACGUCUGUCAGACCAGCACAGGAAAUCACACCUGUGGAGAGGAAUCGUCAGCAUCACCCUGAUUGAGGGCCGAGACCUCAAAGCAAUGGAUUCCAAUGGCUUGAGUGAUCCCUAUGUGAAGUUCCGGCUGGGUCAUCAGAAGUACAAGAGCAAGAUUAUGCCCAAAACUUUGAAUCCUCAGUGGAGGGAGCAGUUUGAUUUUCAUCUCUAUGAGGAAAGAGGGGGAAUCAUCGACAUCACUGCCUGGGACAAAGAUGCUGGGAAAAGGGAUGAUUUUAUUGGAAGGUGCCAGGUUGACCUGUCGUCCCUCAGUAGGGAGCAAACGCACAAGCUGGAGUUACAGCUGGAAGAGGGUGAGGGCCACCUGGUUCUGCUUGUCACUCUGACAGCCUCGGCCACAGUCAGCAUCUCCGACCUCUCUGUCCACUCCCUGGAGGACCAGAAGGAGCGGGGAGAGAUAUUAAAGAGAUAUAGCCCACUGAGGAUAUUUAACAACCUAAAAGACGUGGGAUUUCUCCAGGUGAAAGUCAUCAGAGCUGAAGGUUUGAUGGCUGCUGAUGUCACAGGUAAAAGUGAUCCAUUUUGUGUAGUGGAACUGAACAAUGAUAGGCUGCUAACACACACUGUCUACAAAAACCUCAAUCCUGAGUGGAACAAAGUGUUCACAUUCAACAUUAAAGACAUCCAUUCAGUCUUGGAAGUGACAGUUUAUGAUGAAGACCGUGACCGGAGCGCCGACUUUCUGGGCAGAGUUGCUAUACCGUUGCUGUCUAUUCAAAAUGGUGAACAGAAAGCCUACGUCUUGAAAAACAAGCAGCUGACAGGGCCCACAAAGGGGGUCAUCUGUCUUGAAAUAGAUGUGAUUUUUAAUGCUGUGAAAGCCAGCUUACGAACAUUAAUUCCCAAAGAACAGAAGUACAUUGAAGAGGAGAACAGGCUCUCCAAACAGCUGCUUCUGAGAAACUUCGUCAGAACGAAGCGUUGUGUCAUGGUGCUGGUAAACGCUGCAUACUACGUUAAUAGCUGCUUUGAUUGGGAUUCACCCCCAAGGAGUCUUGCAGCUUUUGUGCUCUUCCUCUUUGUCGUCUGGAACUUUGAGCUCUACAUGAUACCACUGUUGUUAUUGCUACUACUGACCUGGAACUACUUCCUAAUAGUAUCAGGGAAAGAUAACAGGCAACGUGAUACAGUGGUGGAGGACAUGCUGGAGGACGAGGAGGAAGAAGAUGAGAAGGAUGACAAGGAUGGUGAAAAAAAAGGAUUUAUAAAUAAAAUCUAUGCCAUCCAAGAAGUCUGUGUCAGUGUCCAGAACAUCCUAGAUGAAGUGGCUUCCUUUGGCGAAAGGAUAAAGAAUACUUUCAACUGGACUGUCCCAUUCUUAAGCUGGCUGGCCAUUGUAGCCCUCUGUGUGUUCACAGUUAUUCUGUACUUCAUCCCACUGAGAUACAUUGUUCUUGUCUGGGGAAUUAAUAAAUUUACAAAAAAGCUUCGGAGUCCAUAUGCAAUUGAUAACAAUGAACUACUUGACUUCCUUUCCAGAGUCCCUUCAGAUGUACAAGUGGUGCAAUACCAAGAACUGAAAGCAGACCAUUCUCAUAGCCCAUAUAAAAGGAAGAAAAACAACCUUGGCUAGCCAGCUCCAGCACUGAGGAGACAAGCAUGCUUGGGAAGAUAAAAGAAAAGCCCUUCAGCCUCGCAGCAUUUCCUUUCUUUCUGCUUUUUAUUUAUUUUCCCUUUUUAUCACGAUCGAGAAAAUUGUAAAUAGUGUACAAAAGGAAUAUGUCUUUGAAAAUAUACUUCCAUUGUAUAGUCUGAACUUGAUAAAAGAUUUUAGCUAGUGGAGUGUGGAAGCCUUGUUAGCUAUAGAUAAUAUAACCAACUGAAAGAGUAAAAAUAAUGGUUAUAAAACUGGAAGAAACAUAUUUCUUGAAUUACAAGUGAAAGAACCAGAAUAUCAGAUUAAAUGCUCAAUUGUACUCUGAUUAACCCUAUAUAAAAUAUAAAUACUGAUUUGAUCUUUAGGUUUCUUGUUAUGUGACUAUUUCUUAUCUGAAAAGUAAUUCAUUAGUUUUUUUUAUGGUUAUUCAGUUCAAAAGGGGGGAACUCCAAAGUCUGAAUAAUGGAAAUGUUGCAUUUCAAUUUAACAUACAUCCUGAUUUUCACUCCUGUGUAAAUAAGUUACUUAUGUAUGGCUAAGGCUGAUUUUAAGUUCAUGAGUACAGGCACAUUCAUAUAUUUUGCUGUCUCCUUACACACACAAUCCCUUAGGAGAAUCUAAGAUUUUAUGAAUAAAACUUUUAAGCCUUCUAUCAUUCCAUCUAAAACCUUAAAAUCUCUCCAGAACUAUACUAAAUAAAUACUGCCAGGUUUAUAAAUGAUUGAGUACCAGGAUUUUUAUAUAUACCACUAUUUAAUUUAUACUGAGUUAGCAAAUUAGCAAGCCAAUUCAGUUGUCAAAAAUACUAGCAAACUAAAUCCAUACUGCAUUUGGUGUCAAAUUACACCAUUGCACAUCUUAAAACAAAACAAAACAAAACUGAAGUGUCCUCAUGGGGAAAACAAAACCCAGCAUCUGCAUUCUCACUAGCUGCCCACAUGCUUUAAUGUGUACUAUGAAUUUUGUUAUUAUUGAGUUUUAAUGUAGAGAGUGCAGUGAACAAAGUGAAGGCCAGUGUUUCAUUACAUCAUUUAUGAAGAAAGGUCACUGAUAGUGCAUGAAAACCUGUUUUGUAAAAUAAACUGCUUUUAGAGUGGUUAUCAUUAAAAAUACUUCACUAACCACACUCGAUCCUUAAACAGUGCAUUCCUAAAGCUAACUCCAGGGUCUAUCAAGGGAACAUAUCUCUGCAGAGACAACCUGGUCAGUGAGAAUGUCUUCACUGACUUGUUAAAGGAAUUAAACUCAAUGGAAAUUGCUGCAGACAAUGUUUUGCACUACUUUAUUAAUUGCUAUUCAUAAAUAACUGGGGUAGGAUGAAGAAUGUAGAAAAGCAGAAAUAUAUAUUUCACUCUAAAGAAAUUCUUUAAAUCUCAUCAAAGCUGAUUUUUAAAGUAUUUUUAUUUUAGAAAUAAGUUGUUAAAUACUAUUUCUUACAAUAGAACUAUUUUGAUGUUUAUACACUAUGCUUGCAAGAAUGCUGACUAAAUUACCUUUCUACAGAAAGGUUUUGACCUCACCUCAAUAUGCUCCAUUUAGUGUAUUAUGUUUAAAAUGACAUGCUUACAUCUGCAUUCCAUCACUGUUUGUUGCAAAAACAUACUACUUUAUGAAGCUGACCUAUUACAAAGUUUAUUGAUGAGAUCAUUUGUUUGGUAUAAGUUCUGAUUAUAUCUGUGAGAUUUAUGUUCUGUGCUGACAGUGUCUACUCAAAUGUCUAUAAGCCUGACAUUCUAUAACCUCAGAUGUACCUAGUGGAUGUAACCAUUAAGAGAUGACUAAGUUUUGUUUGUUUCAUUGUGUAAGAUUUCACAUGUUGACUACAUAUUCACUGCAUUAAAUACAAAAGAAAAUAA